AUGGAUACGCUUAAAAUCUUCAAUUCCAAUGUCGUGAUCCAAAGAUUCUUUUACAGUGGCAAUUUCGUCAAUCAGCUAAAAUUGACUGCCCUUUCCUUUUCAUCCACUUGCCCAAAAAAGCGUUCCAUCUCCGCGUCAACGGCACCAGUAGGAACCGGUGGCCGCCAUUUCCACACUGCUGCCUCUAACCAUCGAAACACCAGCUGCUUCUCUCACAUGGCAGCUCCUACUUCCGAUGGUCACAAAGAAGAUGUCAAGGAUGAUCGCAUCUCUCGAAUUACAUCCGCCAUUCGCGUCAUCCCGGACUUUCCGAAGCCAGGGAUUUUGUUCCAGGAUAUAACAACGUUGUUGCUUGAUCCGGUUGCGUUUAAGGACACGAUCGAUCUGUUCGUUGAGAGGUACAAAGACAAAGACAUCUCGGUUGUUGCUGGAGUUGAAGCAAGAGGUUUCAUAUUUGGUCCUCCUAUUGCGUUGGCAAUUGGUGCCAAAUUUGUCCCCAUGAGAAAACCAAACAAGUUGCCUGGAGCUGUUAUAUCUCAAGAGUAUUCCUUGGAGUAUGGCACAGACAAAAUUGAGAUGCAUGUUGGAGCGGUACAAGAAGGAGAGCGUGCUCUUGUAAUAGAUGAUUUAAUUGCAACCGGAGGAACCUUGUGUGCUGCAAUCAGUCUACUUGAGCGAGUUGGAGUCAAAGUAGUCGAGUGCGCUUGUGUUAUCGAAUUGCCCGAUCUGAAGGGUCGGGACAGAUUAGGGGACAAGCCACUGUUUGUGCUCGUAAGUUGAAAUUGAUCUUCAUUAUUUCCUAAAAGCUUUGAUUGCUAUUGCUGGUUCUAGAGUGGUUUCAUGUAACCGGUACUCAUGUCUUUACUUUUGUGAUUUUAAGACUCGUUUUGGAAAUUAAAAUAAUUUGAUCAAUGAGAGCAUUAUUUGAGUUUAUGAAACUUGAAUCAAAUGUCUAGGUUUAUGAUUUUGAAGC
Cynara cardunculus var. scolymus (artichoke) is the source of this 973-nucleotide messenger RNA. Its product is annotated as adenine phosphoribosyltransferase 1-like. The transcript is spliced from 6 exons. The coding region runs from base 1 to 780 and encodes 259 amino acids. The record is from RefSeq and is a predicted model, not a curated record. Gene Ontology annotation, molecular function: adenine phosphoribosyltransferase activity. Gene Ontology annotation, biological process: adenine salvage. Gene Ontology annotation, cellular component: cytosol; cytoplasm. Lineage: Eukaryota; Viridiplantae; Streptophyta; Magnoliopsida; Asterales; Asteraceae.